AUGGCAUUCCAGCAAAUGCAACAAGAAGCUCCCGUUCUCAAAUACCCAGAAGAUUUCGGUCUUCAUCCAAAUGUCUCCCUAGAAAACGCAGCUAACAUGCUAUUCCGUGCCAUCCAAACCUCUCAAAACCAAGCCUACACAUGGACUUUUAUCGACAAGCCACAAGAAGGUCAAAUAUAUCUCUUGUUCAUGCCAAAUCCUUCUCAGCCUCUGAACGACGGAAUCCGAUGGCAAGACCAAGAAAGCCGAUACACUAUCCCUGUCCAACGCGGUACGCGGGAACUCGAAGUCGCAGAAGUUAAAUUCGGUUUCAUACCCAACUCCCAAGACACAGCAGCAUGGCGCAUGCGCCGACGCUACCGCCUUCACAAAGGCGGCCACCCUCAACUAGUCCUAAUUCACUACUCCCGCGUACCUCCCAUCCGCACUACCCACUACGACAAAUCACGGACCCUCCUAUAUAUGUCAUUGGCGAAAGAGCGGGUCAAAAAGCCUUCCCACACCCCCGCAGGUCCGCAUCAAGGCGGUAUGCCCCAAGUAGGAAUGAACCCGCAGGCAAUGAUAGCGCAGCAGAACAGUAAUAUGGAGGCUUUGGAGAGGAGGAGGGAGCGUGAACGGGCGAGAGAUGCGAGUGGGGGCGUUGGGGUGGGCCAACGGCCUGGUCCUCCACGGAUAGAUGAUGACGAAUCCGCAGAUGAAUCUGAACUGCUAUCCACACGGACACUAGCAAUUACAAGAUAUCGGAGAAACCACGAGUUAAUGGAAGAAGUCUUCAGGCAUGCAACUUUUGGCGGCAAAAAACCAUCGUCAUCAAAAAGAAUAUACGAGGGGUUUGACAAAGCAGAACUAGAGGCUAAAAUUGCUAAAUUGCAAGACAACGUUGGGGCACUUCAGGCCAAGGCUGCUGAGCGGAAGGCUCAGAAAGUAGCAGCGGACGACGUGAUAGUUACAGCUAGCGGUCACACCCCGAUGGAACUUACUACUUAACCACUGUGCUUUUCAUUUGUAUCUUGCUACUCGUCAUAUCACGCAUAGAUUUCAUGCAGAUAGGUAUUGUGAAUGAGGUGCUCGAGAUUCCCUAAGGAUAAAACAAGUAGUACAAUCUGCUAAGUACUAAGGCAUGUGCAAUAUAACUUUUGCCAUCAAGUGUAUCUCAAACACCAAGGGCUACGCUACGCAAUACAAAAUACAGUGAUGAGCCGACACAAACAAAGCAAGAUAAAUAGCAAUUGUUCGAUCAGCAACCCACAAAUCUGAUGGUCCCCAGAAGAUAUUUCCUUUAAAGACAGCGAAAUGUAGUUGCCCCUCACGGUCACC
Molecule: messenger RNA, 1317 nt
Organism: Suillus subalutaceus
Lineage: Eukaryota; Fungi; Basidiomycota; Agaricomycetes; Boletales; Suillaceae
Exons: 8
Coding region: 1-987 (328 amino acids)
Biological process (GO): chromatin remodeling
Source: RefSeq, a predicted model, not a curated record